Messenger RNA from Plasmodium vivax (malaria parasite P. vivax), 2475 nucleotides. RefSeq lists its product as hypothetical. Bases 1 to 2475 code for a protein of 824 amino acids. The record is from RefSeq and is a predicted model, not a curated record. Lineage: Eukaryota; Apicomplexa; Aconoidasida; Haemosporida; Plasmodiidae. The transcript is spliced from 2 exons.
AUGAAAAAGCAGAAGAGACGGAAAAGUGUAACUGAGGGAGAACACACCGUGGAGGAGAUGGACCAAUUGCGCCCCCCGGGGGAGGGCGAAAGAACACGAACGAAUUACAAACGGAAGCGCAAAAAUUACCGGGAGCUGUACAACGAAUAUAAUGAAAGUCGAAACAGCAAAAUCGAUUUUUCCUACUACAUAAAUAUAGAAUCGACGAUCCUAGAGCUGCUGCUAGAUAACAGUCUGGAGUCUUUUAAAAAUGCGGGGAAGCUGCUCUUUGUCAUUUUGUCUGGCUUGUCUCCCAGAGUGCUGUACCUGAAGAGAGUGCUAAAUUUGGUAAAUUUUUUUUUUUACAAAGGAGGGAUCAAAUUUUAUCACAGUGAUAUGCACUUGAAGAUACUCCUCUUCAUUUUUAAGCGAAUUAAAUCGAGGUAUAUGUUUCCCCGUCAGCGUAUUUUUAACCUCCUAAUGUCUAAUAAUAACUUAAAGGAGCUGGAGAAGUACAAAUAUGUGUACACCCCAAAGGGUACCUUCUUCACCUUUGUUGACCAUCUGUAUUACCAUAUAAAAGACUUCAUGAUCACGGUGAGGAAAAUGCUCAUGAAAGACUGGGUUGAAAAGGUACAGGCCAAAGCGUUAGCAUCGAACAAGUCUAGGGAAUACCUCCUAAAAAAACUUAAGGCCAGUGAAAAAAUCGUCAUAUAUAAAGAAACCGAUGAGGAAGUGUUAAUACAUUUCGCAAAACUGUUCCACAUGGAGUAUGCAAAAUCUUUGGAUAAAUCUCUGAAGCAGUUAAUACAGCAAUGCGUUAAGGUUAAUUUUCCCCUGCAUAGCAUCUACCUUGAUAUUUACAUUCUGUACAAUAUAAGGAACAUCGUGAAAUUGCUGGUGGUGAUAGACCAGCUGUUCUGCUCCCUCUUUCCCUACUACUACUUUUACGAAUUGAAAUUGAAGCUUCUGCUUCUGCAUAUACAUAAGUGCCAGGCGGGGGGGGCUGCUGCGAUAGCUGCUCCACUAGCAGACCGUGUAAAUGCCUCCACCGCCAUGGAGACAACGGAUGUGACGGCCAUGAAAAGCGAAGGCACCGGCAGCGCCUUUCCGAACGUGGCCGCCCCCCCCACGAAGAACCCCAUUAGCGCCAUUUCGCUGAUUAGAAGCCUCGGAGGGGGGAAGUCAGACGAGAAUAGCACCCUCGUGUAUGACGAAUCAUCUGUGGGGAACGUAAAUUACCAGCUGGAUAAAAAUGACCAGAGAGAACUACGAAAGUUGCUAAAACUGAGGAAAAGGCAGAAGGAGGAAGCCAAUGAAUAUCUCAACAGCCUGUACAGUAGUGACUCCAGCAAAAGUGACAGCAGCAAUUUAAGUGAACGAGGAAUGAAGCAAGACCUUCCAGGGGAUCAACAGUACAAUGAAAAUAAUGAUGAUGAAAAAAAUUUAUACUUAGACGCGUUUAUGAAUUUGUACAUUAACUGCACAGAGGGAAUGGUAAACAGUUUGCCGUCCCUCAGCGAGCUACACGAUUUUCACCCCCUCAAGCAGUUGAAUCAGAAAAUAAGAAGCAAGCGGGGGGGGGGAAACCUCAACAGUAUUGUCCUACCCAUGUUGAAGGAGCCAAAGAUAAAUGACAUCAACAGCGUAGACAUGAGCAUGAGCAUGAGCAUCAUGGAACAUGCCAAGGACCUCCUGGAGGAAAACGAUCUAGACAAUCACUUGAAUACAAAACAGGGUGAACUGUUGCCGGGGGGGGAUCCUGUUAAUACGAAAAAGGAGGAGGACAAAAAAGGAAAACUAGCGAGCCUUCCCAACAUUGAAAAUAUUCAUAAGGACACAUAUAACGAUAUAGCAUACAAUAUAAAUGUUGUUGCAGAUGUGGCCAAAAGUCUAAUGCACUCUUCAAAUUAUGACCCUAUAUAUGUAAAACUUUUUUACUUUUAUCUUUUGCCUAUCAUUUCGUUUGAAAAAAGAGUUGAGGUGUUUUUAACAUACGCGUACACGAGCUACAAAAUUAUGAAGCCACUAGUGUUUAUCAUUUUUUAUAACAACCACACGCCGACGUAUAUUCUUAACACAGUGAAGCAGAUUUUUAAAGAGGAUAAGUUCCUUUUUCAAAAAUAUAAAAGCACCUAUUUCAAUGGACUUUCCCUGAGAGACAUCCCGAAGAGCCACUUCAUCUUUCUGCUGCUCCUCUCCGUUUUUUUUUACGACCACAAGGCGGAGUCGCUCCUCUACAUGUUCAAACUGUUUUGCAACUACGACCAAGACGUCAUCAGCGACCAGGAGCGCGACAUCAACUACAAGAAAUUAUACGAAGACGUGGUGCUUGAAAAUGACCAGAAAUACACGGAGCAGAAGAAAAGCAUAAAUAUAAUAAUCAUAAAGUUUAUCGAAAUAUAUGAGGAGAAAUUUGGCACCCGCCUUUGCGACUACUUUGAUUUCUACAGGAUAUUUUUUAUACUCUUUGCUUCGUGCGUCGACAUGGAGUAG